Molecule: messenger RNA, 1771 nt
Organism: Trematomus bernacchii (emerald rockcod)
Lineage: Eukaryota; Metazoa; Chordata; Actinopteri; Perciformes; Nototheniidae
Gene: gabrb3
Product: gamma-aminobutyric acid type A receptor subunit beta3
Exons: 11
Coding region: 1-1560 (519 amino acids)
Biological process (GO): regulation of membrane potential; signal transduction; monoatomic ion transmembrane transport
Cellular component (GO): neuron projection; synapse; GABA-A receptor complex
Molecular function (GO): neurotransmitter receptor activity; extracellular ligand-gated monoatomic ion channel activity; GABA-A receptor activity
Source: RefSeq, a predicted model, not a curated record
AUGCGGCUGUGGUGGAUUUUACUCUUUGCUUUCUGGAGUGUCUGCGGGGAACUGCCAUUCAUAGCGGAGAACAACGCGGCUAUGUUGGUCAACUGGAAUGCUGUCGAUGGGAACAAAAACCUGUACGCCAUCUAUGACACAAGCGCCAACAAGCCGGGGAACAUGUCCUUCGUAAAAGAAACCGUGGACAAACUGCUGAAAGGAUAUGAUAUCCGUCUCCGGCCCGACUUUGGAGGUAAACCGGUUGCCGUUGGAAUGAGUAUCGACGUGGCGAGCAUAGACAUGGUGUCAGAAGUCAACAUGGACUACACGCUGACGAUGUACUUCCAGCAGUACUGGAGGGAUAAGAGGCUGGCGUACCUGGGCAUCCCUCUGAACCUGACGCUGGACAACCGAGUGGCCGACCAGCUGUGGGUCCCCGACACCUACUUCCUCAACGACAAGAAGUCCUUUGUCCACGGAGUCACCGUCAAGAACCGGAUGAUCCGGCUGCACCCGGACGGCACCGUGCUGUACGGCCUCCGAAUCACGACGACGGCCGCCUGCAUGAUGGAUCUGAGGCGAUACCCGCUGGACGAGCAGAACUGCACUCUGGAAAUUGAGAGUUAUGGUUACACUACAGAUGACAUCGAGUUUUACUGGAAAGGAGGAGACAUCGCAGUGACCGGAGUGACUCGAAUCGAGCUCCCUCAGUUCUCCAUCGUCGACUACAAGCUGGUGUCCAGGAACGUCGUCUUCUCCACAGGUGCCUACCCUCGACUGUCUCUGAGCUUCAAGCUGAAGAGAAACAUCGGGUACUUCAUCCUGCAGACCUACAUGCCCUCCAUCCUCAUCACCAUCCUGUCCUGGGUGUCCUUCUGGAUAAAUUACGAUGCCUCGGCUGCCAGAGUUGCAUUAGGGAUCACCACUGUCCUGACCAUGACUACCAUCAACACCCAUCUGAGAGAGACUCUGCCCAAGAUCCCGUACGUGAAAGCCAUAGACAUGUACCUGAUGGGCUGCUUCGUGUUCGUCUUCCUCGCUCUGCUGGAAUAUGCCUUCGUGAACUACAUCUUCUUUGGAAGAGGCCCUCAGAUGCAGAAGAGACUGGCGGAGAGGGCGCAGAAGGCCAACAAUGACCGAGAGAAUUUAGACAGACCCAGGUCCCUUCUGGAAGGAGGCAAUUGCAAGUCUUCGUCUGUAAAACAGUCCAAUCAGGUUCACGGGCGGCGCCCCUCACGCAGGGUCGACUCCCAGGGGAACAUUUUACUGACAACCUUGGAGAUCCACAACGAGGUGGGAGGGAAUGAGAUCACCACCAGGGUGUGCGAGACCCACAACUCUUCUUCCAUGGUGUUCGACAACUCUGGGGUCCAGAACAGGAAGCUGAGCGAACCACGCUCCAGCCUGGAGAGGAACGUAUAUUCGAGGAGAGCGCGUCUGCAGAGAAGAACCUCUCAGCUCAAAAUCAAAAUCCCAGACCUGACGGAUGUGAACGCUAUCGACAGAAUGUCACGGAUAAUAUUCCCCUUCAGCUUCUCCCUCUUCAACGUCAUCUACUGGCUUUACUAUGUCAACUAAUGCACUGGUGUUUUGUUUUAAACACACGUCUGUGUCAUUUCUUUAUGUGAAGAACAUAAUAUUACACUUUUUUUUUUAUCAUAGCGAGACUUUGAUGAAAGAGACAGAUUCACAGUCACGAGGAUUUAACUACAAGAUGCAUUUUACAAAGACUUUACUGAACUGUAUCUCUGCUCUAUGAAGAGCUGGGACAUUGUACGUCUUUGCGGUA